UAGGUACUCUUAAUAAUGAACCGAACCUUGCUUCUGCUAUUAUUCUGCUCCUGCUGUCUUACUAGGGAUGUCUCUAUCUCUUGAUAUUCUUCCUGAUGAAAUUCUUCAUUCUAUUCUAUGCUUCUGUUCCCCUUGCUCUGCAGCCUCCUUGGAGCAAGUAUCUCGGAGAUUCAGGCAUGUAACUAAUGAACCCUUGCUGUGGCGUUUCUACUGUCAGACCUAUUUUAAAUUUUGGGACAGAAAGCAUGAUAUGCCCUCAAAACUCACCGAAUCGGUCUGGUCGGUAGAUUGGAAGGAGCUUUACAUUACCAGGUGUCUCGUGGACCGUGCAGUGACUCAUGUUUUGGAUAGCAUUCUUGCGAGUCAAACUGGACGAAUCGAGAAAUUCCAUACUAUAAUCAGCUUUGGAUAUGAUGUGAAGGACACCCUCGUUCGGCACAGCCUAGCAGAAUCCUCGAUGGAGGACCAUCUGGCGCGAAGAUAUUACGCUAAAUCGGUCCUUUCUUGCCUUCACAGAAGCAUUGCGGUAUCAGAAUGGUCUAGUCUGGUUAAUGGAGAGCAUGUCUCUCUUGAACAGGCACUGGGUGCUUUUGAUCUCUUCAUUCCUGAGAGUGGUUAUGGUGAUUCGAAUGAGAUUAGUGCUAAGCUUCGUGGGAUUGUUACAGAGCUUCUAGCUUGCAAUCCUGACAUUGAGCUACUCACACCUCGCGUCAAGGCACUUCUUGUCGCUUCAUUUCUUAGGGAGAACAACUUGACUGGCAUUGAAUCAGGGCGAGACUAUCAUUGCCUAGAGCAUAAUUUUUUGGGGUUUGCACUGAGCGACCCUGGGCAUAAUUCUCUCCCCUUGAUAUCGGCGGCCAUUUAUUGCUAUGUUGCGCAGAAUCUUGGUUUGAACGCGCGUCCUUGUGGUUUUCCCUUCCACGUCCAUGUCAUAGUCAUACCCCCUUCGGGGUUAGACAUGGAUGGUAACAAACUAGAGGAUGGGAUUCUCGGGCAACCACUGUACAUGGAUCCGUUUCGCUCUGAUAGGGAGACACCUAUUUCAGAUCUGGAAAACCAACUGAACUUCUUAGGUGCGUCAAGCGUCGAAAAGGCCAAUUUCCUUGGCGAGUCCCUGACCUCGGAAAUCGUUCUGCGGUGCGGCAAAAAUAUUUUGAACUCUGUCGAACAGAUAUCUCAACUUCCUAAUCCGCACUUGGUUCCAGUAGAUGUGGCCAGUGCUCGAUAUGCAGCUUUCUGGUCGUCUAUGCUUUUCACAGGAGCAUCUCGACCAAUGGACCUUCGAAAUUAUUUGCCUUGGCUGAUGGAAAUAGUCGUUACUGAAUUCCCUUCAGACGUCUACCUUAUAGAGAAGCAUAUUCUCCCUCUCUUCCAGGGAAUGCUAGAAUAUGAUGAUAUUCUAGAUGGUCUUCACGUGAUGCAGGCAGUCGACGGGUUACCAAAGCAGGUGCGACGGCGGACUGUUCGAAAUAAGACUGUAUUAUACCGCAUAGGUCAGGUGUUCCAGCACCGUCGCUAUGGUUAUAGGGCCAUCAUUACAGGCUGGGAUGCAGAGUGUGGUGCCAGUGAGCAAUGGAUGAGAACGAUGAACAUUGACCAAUUGCAAGCCAGCAGUCAUCAAAGUUUUUAUCAUGUUCUAGUUGAGGAUAAGAGCGUUCGAUAUGUAGCAGAGGAAAACAUUGAGAUUAUCACACCCCAUGUAUCUGAGCUGCCGAGGGCACUCCUAGCGAUAGCGGGCAAGCAUUUUAAGAGAUGGGAUGGGGUGACACGGACAUUUGUCAGCAAUAUGAGAGAUGAAUACCCUGAUGACUGAGUUCUUAAUGUUUACGUUGGACAGUCAUAUGCAAGUCGGUAGUCAAUUUCCGAAUCCAGCCUGAGCUUGUAUGCUGGAACGUGGACAUCCUAUAUUGGAUGAUUGGUUUAUCGAACCCUCUUCGCACCAGCUCCUCUGGUGGGUAUGAUUAAUCCACCUCAGCAGACCUGUAUGGAAGUUGCUUGUGUGGAUGGCAGACAGACUAGCCCUCGAUGAUGCUGGCCUUAUCUUGGGAUUGUUCAUUGGCCCAUCCGGAGCUUGGACUUUAUACCAUUUGGGCUUAGGUGUUUUCACCAGAGAACUGCUUCAACUUUUGAAGAUUGUCCAUGGUUCACCUGCUUUUCCAGGACAUGGAACAUAAUAUAAACAUACUAUCAAGGAGGCUUGACUCUUCCUUUAUCAGCAGCUUUCAAUAUGGUGCCAUUGCUGUACUCAAGUUGGGGUAUGAUUAGGAUGGUGAGUUUGUAAUGUGUAUUGGGGGGGGUGAAUAUAAUAGUAGUUGCUGUGGUUUUAGCAAUUUAUAGCUAUGCCUCUUAUGGUCUAGCUAUUCUUAAGACUACUACUCACCUGAUAUGGAUAACAAUGGUUGGACAUCUUAUCUUGGUUAGGCAAUCUAUUAUAAUUAACGUAAUCGGACA
This is a messenger RNA of Monascus purpureus, 2451 nucleotides long. The record is from the annotation of a GenBank genome assembly. Lineage: Eukaryota; Fungi; Ascomycota; Eurotiomycetes; Eurotiales; Aspergillaceae.